This is a messenger RNA of Cercospora beticola, 2096 nucleotides long. Its product is annotated as acyl--CoA ligase. Gene Ontology annotation, molecular function: CoA-ligase activity. Gene Ontology annotation, biological process: secondary metabolic process. The record is from RefSeq and is a predicted model, not a curated record. Lineage: Eukaryota; Fungi; Ascomycota; Dothideomycetes; Mycosphaerellales; Mycosphaerellaceae.
CUAUAUUGCAGCUUCACGCGUCGUGUCCUCUUUUGGUACAGUUUUAUCGGUUCAGUUGAUUCGUCGCCAAACGAUCGAUCGAUACCACUAUGCCUUGGCUCAGUGACUGGUCCUACCCGCUCCCAGCGGAAGACCUGCUUACUUGGACGUUUGAUCAUUGCGAUUAUGACAAAGAUGCGCCUAUAUAUAUCGAUCUCGAGAACCCCACCAGGACGCUCUCAUGGAACUCCUCACGCAGCGUCGUUCGACGCUUAAUCGCAGGUUUCCGCGCCGCAGGCAUACAAUCAGGAGAUUGCGUAAUGAUAUCGUCUUUCAAUGACAUUUACUAUUGCAUGCUCUUCCUCGCCAUCGUGGGCUCCGGCGGAGUCUUCACAGGCGCCAACCCAGCUUACACAUCAUUUGAGAUAAGCCACCACGUCAAAACUGCGAAAGCCAAAUACAUCAUCGUCGAACCCGAACUCCUUCCAAACAUUUUGGAAGGAAGCUCCGGCGACGUACCGAAAGAGAACAUCUUCAUCUUCAACGUCCGCGGCCAGCCCUGUCCCGAAGGCUUCAAAUCCUGGACCUGGCUCCUCGAACACGGCGAACAAGACUGGAACCGAUUCACAGGCAAGGACAUCUGCCGCAAAACCAGCGUCGCCCGCUUAACAACCUCUGGAACAACAGGUCCGCCGAAGAUGGCAGUCCAGAGCCACUACAACGCAACAUCGUGGUUCACCAUGGUCAACGAAAUCUCCGAGCCACCUUGGACGAUCACAAAUUUAUCCCCACUGCCUCUCUUUCACGUCGCGACAGUUCCUGCCGUUCACUGCGGCCCUCUCCGAAAAGGUCAUGUCAUGUAUUUGAUGCGAAGAUUCGAUCUGGAACCUUAUCUCGCUGCGGUCGAGAAGUAUAAGAUUUCUUUGUUGGGGAUGGUGCCUCCUUUGGUCAUCGCUAUCAUAAAUUCCCCCUUGAGACACAAAUACUCCCUCAAAAGUGUCCGACGAGUUGGAUGUGGAGCUGCGCCGCUCGAUAAGGAUUCUGGAGAAAGAUUAAAAGCUCUCUGUGCGGAUGACUGUACUUUCACACAAGUUUUGGGGAGUACAGAAACGACGGGUGUUUUUACGUUGUUCUACUACCCGGAUGAGGAUGACACGGGGAGCGUAGGGAAUACGUGGUUCCCCAAUUCAGAUGUCAAAUUGAUUGAUGAUGAGGGGAAUGAUGUUACGGCUCAUGAUGUGCGAGGGGAGCUUUGCGUUCGGGGACCAAGUAUUAUCGAUGGGUAUUUUGAAAAUGAGAAGGCGAACCGGGAGUCGUGGGAUAAGGAGGGGUAUUAUAAGACGGGGGAUAUUGUUUAUAGGGAUGGGAAGACGAAGAAGUUUUAUAUUGUUGAUCGGAAGAAGGAACUCAUCAAAGUCCGCGGUUUCCAAGUCGCUCCUCCGGAACUCGAAGGCGUGCUACUGGGACAUCCGGAUAUCGUUGAUGUUGCAGUGAUUGGCCUUCCUGCGCCUCGAAAUUCUGACGCCGAGCUGCCCCGAGCAUACAUUGUGCGCAGGCCCGGUUCCAAUAUCACCGAGGCAGAUGUGCACAAGCUGGUUGCAGAGCGUCUGGCUUCGUAUAAGAAGCUGACAGGUGGCGUAAAAUUCGUGAGCGAGGUGCCCAAGAGCGCAAGUGGAAAGAUUUUGAAGCGUGUUCUGCGGGAAGAAGCUCAGAAAGAGCAAGCUGCUGGGAUAGGCAAGUUGCAGUCGAAGCUGUAGAACCAGGAACGACUUGUAUACUGCCAGUAUAUGCGCGCUCAAUCCAACCUCAUCGCUUUGGACUGGUCAAACUCGAUAUGAAUUGUCCGUUCGCUUCCAGCUUUCUCCUCAAUCACCUCCGCAACUCGUUCUUCUGGCUGGCCGUCGAAGCUCAGAGAUCCAACCAACCGCCAACGCUUGCGUACAGCUUUGAUGAUCGCAUCCCUGUCCAGGCCUGUCGCGUUUUGCGGUUCGCCGAUUCCUGGCUUUGCGAACAUCAGGGGCACCAAAAGCCAGCUCUCUUCGUCAUGUUUGUACUUAAAGCCCAUCAGUCGGCAAGCGAAUGGAACCGAUGCCCAAUCAAAGUGAGAAUUGUGAGCU